Messenger RNA from Miscanthus lutarioriparius, 2976 nucleotides. The record is from the annotation of a GenBank genome assembly. Lineage: Eukaryota; Viridiplantae; Streptophyta; Magnoliopsida; Poales; Poaceae.
AUGUCGUCGCCGUCGAACAACCGGGGGACGUGCUCCCGGAGCAGCUCUGCGCGGUCCAGGCACAGCGCGCGGGUGGUGGCGCAGACGCCCGUGGACGCGCAGCUGCACGCCGAGUUCGAGGGCUCCCAGCGCCACUUCGACUACUACUCGUCGGUGAGCGCCGCCAACCGCCCGUCGGCGAGCACCAGCACCGUCUCCACCUACCUCCAGAACAUGCAGAGGGGCCGCUACAUCCAGCCCUUCGGCUGCCUGCUCGCCGUCCACCCGGACACCUUGGCGCUGCUCGCUUACAGCGAGAACGCGCCCGAGAUGCUCGACCUCACGCCGCACGCGGUCCCCACCAUCGACCAGCGGGACGCGCUCGCCGUCGGCGCCGACGUGCGCACGCUCUUCCGCUCGCAGAGCUCCGUCGCGCUCCACAAGGCCGCCACCUUCGGGGAGGUCAACCUGCUCAACCCCAUCCUCGUGCACGCCAGGACGUCGGGGAAGCCCUUCUAUGCCAUAUUGCACCGCAUCGACGUCGGCCUCGUCAUCGACCUCGAGCCGGUCAACCCAGCUGACGUGCCUGUCACCGCCGCGGGCGCGCUCAAGUCGUACAAGCUCGCCGCCAAGGCCAUCUCCAGGCUGCAGUCGCUGCCCAGCGGGAACCUGUCGUUGCUGUGCGAUGUGCUUGUCCGUGAGGUGAGCGAGCUCACGGGCUAUGACCGGGUCAUGGCGUACAAGUUCCAUGAGGAUGAGCAUGGUGAGGUCAUUUCCGAGUGCAGGAGGUCCGAUCUGGAGCCGUAUCUUGGCCUGCACUACCCAGCCACCGACAUCCCGCAGGCGUCCAGGUUCCUGUUUAUGAAGAACAAAGUGAGGGUGAUAUGUGAUUGCUCUGCCACUCCAGUGAAGAUCAUUCAGGAUGAUAGCCUAGCACAGCUUCUCAGCCUCUGUGGUUCCACCCUCAGGGCUUCCCAUGGUUGCCAUGCACAGUACAUGGCAAACAUGGGUUCUGUUGCAUCUCUUGUGAUGUCAGUCGCUAUAAACGAGGAUGAGGAGGAAGAUGGGGAUACCGGGAGUGACCAACAACCGAAAGGCAGGAAGCUGUGGGGGAUGGAUGCUCCUGUUGGGAUAUUUACCCAGUCACCUAAUGUGAUGGAUCUAGUAAAGUGCGAUGGAGCUGCAUUGUAUUACCAGAACCAGCUUUUGGUGCUCGGAUCAACACCCUCCGAGUCAGAGAUAAAGAGCAUUGCCACAUGGCUGCAGGAGAACCAUGAUGGUUCAACUGGGCUGAGUACUGACAGCUUAGUGGAAGCAGGUUACCCUGGUGCUGCUGCACUUCGUGAAGUUGAGAUCAAGUGGGGUGGGGCUAAGCAUGAACCGGUUGACGCAGACGACAAUGGCAGGAAGAUGCAUCCACGAUCUUCAUUCAAGGCCUUCUUGGAGGUGGUUAAAUGGAGAAGUGUUCCCUGGGAGGAUGUUGAAAUGGAUGCUAUCCAUUCUUUGCAGUUAAUAUUACGUGGCUCCCUGCAAGAUGAAGAUACCAACAGAAACAAUGUAAGGUCCAUUGUAAAAGCUCCAUCUGAUGAUAUGAAGAAGAUACAGGGGCUACUUGAACUAAGAACAGUUACAAAAGAGAUGGUCCGCUUAAUUGAGACAACAACUGCCCCGGUCUUGGCUGUCGACAUUGCCGGAAUUGAAGAGCAAAAUCUGGAAAUGAAGCUUAAAGCAUUCCAUGAACAGGAAUGCAAUGGUCCAGUAAUCUUGAUGGUUAACUCCUGCUGUAAUCGGGACCUUUCAGAGAAAGUCAUUGGAGUUUGCUUUGUAGCACAAGAUUUGACGAGGCAGAAGAUGAUUAUGGAUAAGUAUACUAGGAUACAAGGAGACUAUGUUGCCAUAGUAAAGAACCCCAGGGAGCUGAUCCCUCCCAUAUUUAUGAUCAAUGAUCUUGGUUCCUGCUUAGAGUGGAAUAAAGCUAUGCAAAAGAUUACCGGUAUACAGAGGGAAGAUGCGAUAGACAAGUUCUUAAUUGGGGAGGUCUUCACCCUUCAUGAUUAUGGCUGUAGGGUGAAAGAUCAUGCUACUCUAACGAAACUUAGCAUACUGAUGAACGCAGUGAUUUCUGGUCAGGAUCCUGAGAAGCUCCUUUUUGGUUUCUUCGACACAGAUGGGAAGUAUAUUGAAUGCUUGCUGACAGUGAACAAGAGGACAAAUGCUGAGGGUAAGAUCACUGGCGCUAUUUGCUUUCUGCAUGUGGCCAGCUCAGAGCUUCAACAUGCUCUCCAGGUGCAGAAAAUGUCUGAACAAGCUGCCACAAACAGCUUUAAGGAAUUAACUUACAUUCAUCAAGAAUUAAGGAACCCACUCAAUGGUAUGCAAUUUACUUGCAACUUAUUGGAGCCUUCCGAAUUGACAGAGGAACAGAGGCAACUUCUUUCAUCUAAUAUUCUCUGUCAGGACCAGCUGAAAAAGAUUUUACAUGACACUGAUCUUGAAAGCAUUGAACAGUGCUAUAUGGAGAUGAACACAGUAGAGUUCAACCUUGAGGAAGCUCUGAAUACGGUCCUAAUGCAAGGCAUUCCUUUGGGCAAGGAAAAACGGAUUUCUAUUGAACGUGAUUGGCCUGUGGAAGUCCUAGCAGACUAUCUGGCAUGCGCCCUUCAAUUCACACAACCAGCUGAAGGACCUAUCGUGCUCCAGGUCAUUCCCAAGAAGGAAAACAUUGGGUCCGGCAUGCAGAUUGCUCAUUUGGAGUUCAGGAUUGUCCAUCCAGCUCCAGGCGUCCCCGAGGCCCUGAUACAGGAGAUGUUCCGGCACAACCCAGGGGUGUCCAGGGAGGGCCUCGGCCUGUACAUAUGCCAGAAGCUGGUGAAAACGAUGAGUGGCACGGUACAGUACCUACGAGAAGCCGACACCUCGUCGUUCAUCAUCCUGAUAGAGUUCCCAGUCGCCCAGCUCAGCAGCAAGCGGUCCAAGCCAUCGACAAGUAAAUUUUGA